Molecule: messenger RNA, 5343 nt
Organism: Loxodonta africana (African savanna elephant)
Lineage: Eukaryota; Metazoa; Chordata; Mammalia; Proboscidea; Elephantidae
Gene: MASTL
Product: microtubule associated serine/threonine kinase like
Exons: 12
Coding region: 1041-3653 (870 amino acids)
Biological process (GO): peptidyl-serine phosphorylation; intracellular signal transduction
Molecular function (GO): ATP binding; protein serine/threonine kinase activity
Source: RefSeq, a predicted model, not a curated record
GCUGCUGCAACGACAGUCAAAUCUGUCCCGGAAGACAGGGCCUAGCGCAAAGUACUUCCGGGACAGGUGAGCGCCACCACCUUGGGGGUGUGCGUCAGAGCUCCGCCUUCUGGAGCCUCUGACGUGUCUGCUGUCCAUUGGCUUUCUCGGGAAACCUCGGGCCACCACAGUAGUUGUUGUUCACAUUUAUUAUACCUGUGCUGCGUCCCUCCCAUGCUCUUGGCUGUGGAAGGUUUGUUUUUAGGGGAGAACAGCAUUCACCCUGAUAAACCUCUCACAGAUCUUCUACAGUGUCCUUAACGUAUCUUCCAAUACGAAGCCCUAUUUCCGACUGGGCCUUGAGGUGUAAGGUCUUGCUACAAUUUAGUCCUCUUUAUCUUCCCCAUAAUAGAUUGAAAAUAAAUUCUUUCUGCUGGUCCUAAUCAUUUCAGUCAGGCAAGUUAAACGUCGGAUUACAGUAUCAGCCCCCGCUUCCUACUCAUCCACAUUCCCACGACUUCACUAGCUUCCAAACCUCGUUCCUGUCUAACCACUUUACAGAACAGUCAAAACCAGUUUAUAUUACUCUCGAGUGUGGAAGGUCGCGAGGGGGGAAAAAAGCCGAUCUUGACCGGAAUGAGCGCAGGGUCCCACCUGCCUCAUUUGGAGACCUGAGAAAAUCUCUUCCAACGCCCGCGACUCAGAUUAAGUAGCCAAUGUCCCUUAUCAAGUAUGUCAACAACUAUUUGUCCCUCCCCCUUAUUACAAAUGAAAGAAGGGGCCCGUGUCACCGCCCUAGAAGGGCCAAAAAAAAAAAAGGCCCCUUAAGACAUUUAUAUCAGCCCCGCCCACACGCCCUUCGAUUCCUUCCGCGUCUACAAAGAGUAGUGGGAAGGGAGCGGGAUUACGUUUGGCUGACGCAACGAGCGUGGCGACGCGGUGACGUCACGACAGGCUUGCGUGACGGGGGCGGAGUCUCACUUUGAACCUGUUUGGCGGGAGCUGCGGCUUGGAAAGGAGUGGUGGCUGCUGCUGCGGGGUCCCAGCCGACCCUACCUGGGAUGGAACCCACCGCAGGGAGUGAGGAGAGCGGAGGAGGCUCCGCGACAGAGGAAUGCCUGAAUCGGGUCCUGGUGCCAAGACCGCCCUCUAUUGAGGAAUUCACCAUUGUGAAGCCCAUUAGCCGUGGCGCCUUCGGGAAAGUGUACCUGGGGCAGAAAGGCGGCAAGUUGUACGCAGUAAAGGUUGUCAAAAAGGCUGACAUGAUCAACAAAAAUAUGACUCAUCAGGUACAAGCCGAGAGAGAUGCGCUGGCACUAAGCAAAAGUCCUUUUAUCGUCCAUUUGUACUACUCGCUGCAAUCAGCAAACAACGUCUACUUGGUAAUGGAAUAUCUUAUUGGUGGAGAUGCCAAAUCUCUCCUACAUAUAUAUGGUUAUUUUGAUGAAGAAAUGGCUGUGAAAUAUAUUUCUGAAGUAGCUUUGGCUCUAGAUUACCUUCACAGACAUGGGAUCAUCCACAGGGACUUGAAACCGGACAAUAUGCUUAUUUCUAAUGAAGGUCAUAUUAAACUGACAGAUUUUGGUCUUUCCAAAGUUACUUUGAAUAGAGAUAUCAAUAUGAUGGAUAUCCUUACAACACCAUCCAUGGCUAAACCUAGACAAGACUACUCAAGAACUCCAGGACAAGUAUUGUCUCUCAUCAGCUCUUUGGGAUUUUACACACCAGUUGCAGAAAAAAUUCAAGAUUGUACAGAUAGUCUUUCAGCCCAUGUAUCUGAAACAUCACAGUUUUCUCAAGGACUAAUUUGUCCUAUGUCUGUAGAUCAGAAGGAUACUACUCCUUAUUCUAGCAAACUACUAAAAUCAUGUCUUGAAAAAGUUGCCUCUAACCCAGGAAUGCCUGUGAACUGUCUAACUUCUAAUCUACUCCAGUCUAGGAAAAGGCUGGCUACCUCAAGUGCCAGUAGUCAGUCCCACACCUUUCUAUCCAGUAUGGAAUCAGAAUACCACAGCAGCCCCAGAUGGGAAAAGGAUUGCCAGGAAAAUGAUGAAGCAUUGGGCUCUACAAUGAUGAGUUCAAAUACAAUUGAAGGACCUUUUUGUACAAAAUCUACAAAUGCCAUUGAGACCAGAAAUUUCAAUAAAAAAGAUCUUGAGUUAGCUCUUUCUCCCAUUCACUCCAGCGGUGGCAUUCCUGACACUGGAAGCUCUGGGAAAGUUUCUUGGGAAGCAAGAGAACUGGACGUAAAUAACAUUAAUAUGCCCACUGACGCAAGACUGUCUGGUUUUCAUCAGUUGCAUCAGUGGAGUGUGGAUUCUGGUAAUAUGACUGAAGAGCACCUUAGAAGAAAAGGUCUAAAAAGAAGCUUCGAGUUAGUUGAAUCUAGUCCUUGUCAGGAAACUGUACAGAAUAAAAAAAAUUGUGUGGAGUAUGAUUGUACCAAUGAAGUGAUGGAUUGUUACGCAAAUCAAAGUACAGGCUUAACAACUGAAGUCCAGGACCUUAAGAUAUCGGCAUACAGAAGUCAGCAAAAUGACUGUGAUAAUAAGGAGAACAUUGUCAAUUCUUUUACUGAUAAACAACAAACACCAGAAAAAUCACCUGUCCCAAUGAUAGCAAAAAACCUUCUGUGUGAACUAGAUGAAGAUUGUGAAAAGAACUGUAAGAAGGACUACUUAAGUUCUAGUUUCCUGGGUUCUGAUGAUGACAGAGCUUCUAAAAGUAUGUGUGUGGAUUCUGAUUCAUCUUUUCCUGGGAUUUCUAUAAUGGAAAGCUCAUUAGAAAAGCAGUCCUUAGAUCCAGAGAAAAGCAUCAAAGAAUCCUCUUUUGAAGAGUCGCAUAUUGCAGACCUACUGAGUAUAUCACCAAACCAUCAAGAAAAUGCCUUACCAAAAGGUGAUGAGAAUCCUGCUGUCCAAGACAAUGAAAAAAUGUUAGCUCCUUCUUCAGAUGCGCUGAAAACAUUAACCGUCUCUAAGAGAAAUGCCGUAGCUUUUCGAAGUUUCAACAGCCAUAUCAAUGCAUCCAAUAACUCAGAACCAUGCAAAAUGAGCAUUACUUCUCUAGAUGCAAUGGAUAUUUCAUGUGCUUAUAGUGGUUCAUAUCCCAUGGCUGUAACCCCUACUCAAAGAAGAAGAUCCUACAUGCCAUAUCAGCAGAUCCCAAGUCAGAACAAGUCAGGAACUCCAUAUCGAACUCCAAAGAGUGUGAGAAGAGGGGCAGCCCCAGUGGAUGAUGGGCGAAUCCUAGGAACGCCGGACUACCUCGCACCUGAGUUGUUAUUAGGCAGGGCCCACGGUCCUGCGGUAGAUUGGUGGGCACUUGGAGUUUGCUUGUUUGAGUUUCUGACAGGAAUUCCCCCCUUCAAUGAUGAAACACCACAACAAGUAUUCCAGAAUAUUCUGAAAAGAGAUAUCCCUUGGCCAGAGGGUGAAGAAAAGCUAUCUGAUAAUGCUCAAAGUGCAGUAGAUAUACUUUUAACCAUUGAUGAUACAAAGAGGGCUGGAAUUAAAGAGCUGAAACAUCACCCUCUCUUCGGCGAUGUAGACUGGGAAAAUCUGCAGCAUCAGACUAUGCCUUUCAUACCCCAACCAGCCGAUGAAACAGAUACAUCCUACUUUGAAGCCCGAAACAACGCUCAGCACCUGACUGUAUCUGGGUUUAGUCUAUAGCACAUACAUUUUCUUCUUAGCCUACCCUUAUGUUGUAGGAUAAGUCUGCGUAGGUCCAUACUCCUCAAUGCUGGACUGACCUAAGGAAAAUAAAUUAUUUUACCCGGGUCAGUGAGCUUUCAAUGUGUUAAAUCUACCACCAACUUCAGAAGCUAUAAAGAAUGUCAUCAGUAAUUUGUCUUAAUCUCAGAACUGUAUAUAGAUCUUCAAAGCUUUUUACAUCUUAUUUAUUUUCUGUUGCACUUUAUGAAAAUGAAUGCAUCAUUAAACUAGAAUGACACUAUCGCUUUAGAGAGCGAGCGAGCAUGAGUGCACUUCAUUUUCUUUCUCCUUGUCCACUGAUUUCUGUCCAUUUCUAGAUUUGUCUGGUGUUAAAAUAACAAAUACUAUACAGUUUCUCUUGAUUGUGAUUUAUUUGCACACGAUUGUCUGCAAAAGCUAUACUCUCAAGGGCAGUCACUUAAGGCUGCAUUUGUGGUAAAACUAAGGUCUCAAAAAUGUUGCCAGAAAAUUCCUUCACUCAGUUGUGUAACUCCUCUGGGAAUGAAGAAUAAACAAAAGGUCUAAGUGUGUUUUAACUUACUUUACUAUGAAUACGGUUGAAUAUGAAAUUUUGCUACCAUGACAGUUUCUGGCCUUUCUCUAUAAUAGUAUUUGUUUAAAAUGUUACUGGAAAGCUUAAUUAUAGCACUCUUAAUAGCUUGUUCAAUAUUAGUAGAAAAAUGUGAUGUUUUAAACAUACGUGACAUUAUCAGAGAUGGCCUAAUCCUUAAAAAACAAAAAAUAAUUUACUGUGCUUAAUAAAUACAGUUGUAACAUAUUUCAGGUAGAUCAUCUGUCAGCAUCAUUCAGAGAAUUCUGAGCUACUGAUUGUUCACCUGUAUAAUGGAAAUAAUAAAGGUAACUUUGGAAAGUUGGAAUAAGUAUAGCCAGAUUAAGGAACAAGCAGAGUGGCUUCCCAGAAUACCAAUCGUAUCAGGGACUUGAAACAUUACUGAUUAAACAGAGAAAAUGUACGAGACUAUUCCCAAUGCAGGAGACAGUGCUCCUGAGUGGAGGUCAAAAAACAGUUUGCUGUUAUACAUCUAGCAUGUGAAGAAGCUACAGUCCCCUGAAAUUCUGCAGCCAGGUAAAGCAUACCAUAAUGAUGUUGAUUGCAAACAAGUGAUUUAUUAUCCAAAUUUAAAUAACCUAAUACACCUCUCAGGAUGAUGUGGAUUCAGGUAUUGGUAAGGAAAACCUAAAGGGGACAAGAAUAAUGGGAAAAUGGGAAUGGUUUUGACAGUUUGUGUGUAUGUGUGUGUACACGUCUUUAAAGAACACUGACUGCCUCUGCCAGUAGAAAUUAAAGUGCAUCUGUUGCUAUAUAUAAUUUUUAUUAAUAGGAAAUAAUUUUCAUCCCUACUAAAUGUUAAUACAGAAAACGUUUGAAGAGGUAUCCAUAUGCCUUGGUCUGUUAGAAUUAAAUAAGGUGAAGCGCAUAGCAAACAAAAAGGUGUUUAAUAAAUGAUAAUUGGACCCUAAGUGGCCUGCAACUUCUUGGAACACGUGUCUUAAUUUUGGGUUUGGGAAAUGGUCACUAUAGAAAACUUUGCCAUUAUGCUCCAAAACAUCUUGAAAAGCAUUCAGAUGCAAUUGGUCUACUUACCAGAAAGAACCCUCUUACUUUUAGCCAAUAAUAAACAUGCUC